AUGUUUAGAUUCAAUCAUUUCGAAGAAGAAGAAAUCAAUAGUAAUGACUGGGCUAUGAGUUGGCUACGAUAUUUAUUAAGUGUAGAGUUGCCGUUGGAAUGUGUUUUGCGACUUUGGGACACCUAUCUCUCUGCGCAACUCGGUUUGGAUCUUCACGUAUUCGUGUGUCUCGCUAUUUUAAUUAACUUUUCCGAAGAACUAUUAGAGUUGGAACACUCUGAGAUACUUGGUUUUCUUCAACACUUGCCCGGUAUCGAUAUGGAUCAGAAUAGAAUAUUACUAUUUGAUUUGAAUUUGCUAACAAGAUUCAAAAACUGUAAUAUGAUGUCUUCACCAAUUAUUCAAAAUAAUAAUAAUAACAAUAGUAGUAGCGGUGGUAGUAAUAAUAGUGAAAAUAAUAGUGGUAAAAAGAAUAAUAAUCUAAGUUUUUGUAUUUCAAGCUUUGAAAAUGCUCUUAAAAAUGUGACCACUGGCACUGUAUGCUCACCACCAUCAACAAGUGGUGGAUUACCACCAAUUCCUACUAUUCCAACUUUCAAUGGUAAAUCACCACUGUCCGACGAUGUCAUUCUGGACUACCAGUGCCCUGAGGAUAUCGAUCAACUCCAAAAGGAGGUUAUGAACAUUUGGCCAACAUUCUACCGAUUGUUGUCGGUGAAGCGCGACAAUAUCUUCCGAUCGGUCGUUGAUUUGUUGAGCCAUGCGCUUGGCGGCGAUCGUCGUUACAUCAUUUCACAACUCAAUGAGAAUCAAUCGACACUCAUUCCACUCUACGACAGCAAGAUAUUCAUUGACAAACCGACCACCGCAACCAAUAACCCUGAUCAUCCAAUCACCUCUGCUAUCAACAGCAGCAACUGCAACACCAACACCAAUGGCAGUAGUAAGAUCAACCUCACUACAUUUUCACCGAUUUUCUUAGAACCAAUUCCCAUCACAGGAAACAAAGAUGGUGUACCAUCGCCAUCGGAAAUCCCGUGCAGUGAUAUUCUCCACCAGAUCAAAGACGAACACUCGGUAAUCUACAAUGAAAAAGAAUCGGUUCUUCAGAUUCCUUUGUUUUUUAAAUUCAUUCUCGGUGCAAUUACAAUUAAACCAUUCUACAAACAUGAGCUAGAUAUUCUUAGUUCCAGUCAAUUAAUUAGAUUCGUUAAGAUAAAAGCAAUUAAAGAGAUGGAGAGAAUAAAAUCCGAGUCACUUUUGAAUUUCUUUGUCGAAUUUUCAUGUACCGACUCUAAUGAACUAUUUCACAGUUUAACCAAAUAUCUUUGUUAUUAUCUCGGUGUUAAACAUGCUUUCGUAUGUCAGUUCAUACCACCCGACACCAGUAUAUCGAUAUCGUACUGUAAGGAGGGUGUUAUUCAGCCAAACAUUGAAUACCUACUCUCUGGCACACCAUGUGGUGAGCUAACCGCCAAGAAACCAGUUCACUUUGCAAACAACAUUGUUUCCUAUUUCCCAGAGGACAAAUGGUUGGUCGAAAACAACAUCGUGUCCUAUCUUGGAAUUCCAUUUUUAGAUUCUGUCGGUGACAUGCUCGGUCAUCUCACUGUGAUGAACGAUCGUGAAAUCAAUCCCGAUAUUAUGUAUACCUCUAUCUUGGCUGCACUUGCAAAUAAAACAACAAUGGAACUUGAAAGAAGAAAAGUUGCUGAAAACUUUGCAGUUACAAAGGAAUUGUUGAACCAAUUUCCAUCUACUUCCGUUAUAUUGACCAAUGGAGAAGGAAAGAUCUCCAGAACAUUUGGUGCACAACUAUUUGAUUUCCAGAGUACAGAGUUGAUUGAUCAAUCGAUUGAUAUUCUUCAAUACAAUCAGAACUCACAGGAUAUGCCAUUGUCUCAGAUGAUUCCGGUUAACUGUAAUGCCGACGGUACCACCAAGCCGAAUGAGGGUAUCAAGAAAGAAGUAGUUUGUUCCAAAAAUCCCAAAGAGCAAUUCCCAGCGGAAGUCUACGUAAAGAACAUCAAUAUUCACAAGGACAAGUUCAUUGGUAGAAUGUACGUAAUAAGAGAUAUCACAGAAACCAAGAACAAUCAACGUGUACUCGUUGAGGCAAGAGAUCGUGCUCUCCAAGGUGUACAAAUGAAGAGUCAAUUUAUGGCAUCAAUAAGUCAUGAAAUUAGAACACCUAUGAAUGCAGUUAUUGGUUUAUCGGAAAUUCUAUUAUCAUCAAAUUUACCUCAAGUACAAAUGAAUGUAGUUGAAACACUUCACAAAUCAGCAGAACUUCUCUACUCUAUUACCUCUGAUAUUCUGGAUUUCCAGAGAAUCGAAGCAUCCAAAUUGGAGUUGGAAAUCAUCGAAUUCGAUUUCCAAGGAUGUAUUGAAGGUAUUGUAAAUACUUUAUCACUACAAUUAGAUAAACCAAUCGAAAUACUAUUAUCAUUUGAUAAUAAGAUACCAAAGAUAUUAAAAGGAGAUCCAAAUAGAAUAAGACAAAUACUUUUAAAUUUAGGACAAAACUCUAUAAAAUAUACAAACUACGGACAUAUUUAUAUAAAGAUAUCAUUGUUGGAACACAAUGAUUUCAAAUGUAAGAUUUCAUUCUCCAUUGAGGACACUGGUAUUGGAAUGGAGGAGAGUCAGCACUCAAAGUUGUUCCAGCCUUUCCAUCAGUUGGAUUCAAGUACGACCAGAAACCAUUUACACGUCGCUCUCAAUGUCGGGCGGUCACCACCAACAUUACCAGGAGCAACCGGAUCUCUAUCAGAUGGCACAACGACUCUCGAAACUACAGAAACUCUCCAAGAUUAUUCUGGCGUCGAAUAUUGUCAAGAUUCUAGAGGGUGGCGACGACAAUUCAAACUCCUACCAACACGAGUACUACAGCGCGCAAAACCAACAGUUUGGUGCUAUCAAUUUGUCGGGUCCGUCUUCGUCUUCGAGUGCACUAGGAAAGCGUUCCAUCAACCAGAUGGCUGUCGACGAAAUUGA
Messenger RNA from Heterostelium album PN500, 2937 nucleotides. RefSeq lists its product as uncharacterized. The transcript has 8 exons. Gene Ontology annotation, molecular function: phosphorelay sensor kinase activity. The record is from RefSeq and is a predicted model, not a curated record. The coding region runs from base 1 to 2937 and encodes 978 amino acids. Gene Ontology annotation, biological process: signal transduction. Lineage: Eukaryota; Evosea; Eumycetozoa; Acytosteliales; Acytosteliaceae.